Aedes albopictus (Asian tiger mosquito) is the source of this 876-nucleotide messenger RNA. Its product is annotated as putative odorant receptor 71a. The record is from RefSeq and is a predicted model, not a curated record. Gene Ontology annotation, molecular function: odorant binding; olfactory receptor activity. Gene Ontology annotation, cellular component: plasma membrane. NCBI's taxonomy places the organism in Eukaryota, Metazoa, Arthropoda, Insecta, Diptera, Culicidae. The transcript has 3 exons. The coding region runs from base 35 to 577 and encodes 180 amino acids. Gene Ontology annotation, biological process: sensory perception of smell; detection of chemical stimulus involved in sensory perception of smell.
UGUGGCUGUUAAUCACGUCUUACAAGCAUCUGACAUGAAUCAGCUGACACAACAACAGAAAACACAAUUUCUUUCGGAACUCAGUUCGCAAUUUAAGUAUGUUCUAGCGUACCAUUCCGAGUUUAUCAGACACUUAACAAUUUUUAAGAGAAUUGUGAGUUUAAAUGUUUUCUUCUUAUUCGUCGUGGGAGCAAUUAUCAUCACCGUUAACACAGGGCUUUUCAUACUGCAACCAUCGAUCGAACAACUACCAUUACUGCUCGUAUCGAUACAAUACACGACGGAAAUCUACUGUUUUUGUACCAUGUUUCAGAAACUGGAUGAUGAAAAUAACCAACUACGCCAAUAUGUCUACGCUCUCGACUGGAUCCACUCGUUGGACGGGCUGAUCUCAGAGGAUGAUCGACGGUAUUGCAAGAUCAUUUACAAGAAUACGCUAAUGAUGCUAGCUCAAGUGAAUGAUGGAAUCGCGCUCAACGCCGGUGGAAUGUUUUCAGUCGACUUGAAGACAUUUACUGAUCUGAUGAGUAAUGUUUAUUCGCUAUUGACACUCAUGAUGCGUACGAUGCGAACAUAAAUAAAAGAAUGAAUGUAAUCAGUUUCUUACCAUUUAAUCCCACCCUAAUUGCUUAUCCUUUGACAGAUAUGGCACAAACUUCCCAAAUGGAGGAGAACGCGCCUCUGGAGCCGACCUACUGAUACCAGUGUCAGUUAUCCACUGUUCAGUGGAUAACUGACACUGAGAAAGAUUACAAGUGGUAGUCGAAAUACGCGUAUCUGUCAAAGGAUAAGCAAUUAGGGCGGAAUUAAAUGGUACGAAACUAAUUUCACUCAUUCGAAGAGGGUAUUCUGCUUAGAGGGUUCGAAAAGUCGGUA